GCGUACAGCGUAGAGCUGUACAUUAGCACAUUACGUUAAACAUUACGUCUUUAUUUCACAAGAAUUUAAUAAUAUUUGUCAUUUUAAUCGAGAGAUAAUAUCCAAGUUUUUGAAUAACUUAUAAGCAUGAUUGCGAAUACAGUUUAUCAUAAAUAAACGUAAAAAUAGUGUAAUCGUACAAGAUAUACACGAUGAAUAAAUUGGUGUUCUUAGUGUUGUUCAUUUGUUCAGUGACCUUUUUACAUUGUUGUGAUGCCGCUUCGAAUGUAAAUCGGGGAUACGUGUUCACAGCGCCAAAAAAAUUAUAUGCCGGUGAAAUCGAAACUGGAUGUUUAUCUUUGCAUAAUUUAGAAUUGCCUGCUCACGUUCAUCUUGAACUAGUGUUCUCUUUUUUGGAAGGACAAGAAGUGCUUGCCAGUACUAGUGCUGUUGUAAAAACAGGUACAGAAACAUGUUUGCAAUUAGCAGUACCUUCACCGAUUUACAGAACCGCAAUACUCCGAUUAAAAAUCAAAUUCGACAAAUACCCUGAUUACGUGAUAAAAUCGGAGACAGACGUAGAAAUAGAACAUGAUUCCUUGCUCACUUUUGUGGAAACUGAUAAACCAACUUAUAAGCCUGGCCAAGAUGUUAAGAUUAGGAUUCUUAUGCUUAUGCAUGAUUUGAAACCAUGGCAGAAAUCGAUUCCAGAAGUAUGGAUUGAAAAUCCAUCGUUUGUAAAGGUAAAGCAAUGGACAAAUGUAAGCACGGAGAAUGGAAUGGCACAGUUGACGUUUCCACUGUCACCGGAACCUAGCUUGGGAUCAUGGCACAUAAAAGUGAUGAAGAAGAAACCGUAUCCCAAUUUGAUUCACAGCACUACGUUCAAAGUGGAGAAAUAUGUUUUACCAAAAUUUCAAAUGACGAUCAAUUCGCCGCAAUACAUCCUUGCGAAUGUAGAGAAUGUGACUUGGAACAUCUGUGUCAAAUACAGCUAUGGUAAACCCGUGAAAGGUAAUCUAUUAUUAAAAUUAACUCCGCAAACACCAAGUUGGACAAGAUUACCCAAUCUUCCGGCAAUACGUUACGAGACUAAACUUGACAAAGGGGAUGGUUGCACCGAUUUUGUCCUUUCUGGAUCAGUUCUUGGAUUGGCCCAUUGGAAAAUGGAUCCGAACAAUAUUGUUCUCAUAGCUGAAUUCACGGAAGCUGGGACUGGUAUAGUGGAAACUACGAUUAGUAGAACCGUGGUGUUACACGAAGCGUUGAAGUUAGAAUACGAACAUUAUACACCUAAAUACUUCAAGUUUGGUUUACCUUAUCAUGGAAAAUUACGAGUAUUGCGAUACGACGAUACACCUGCUCCAAAUGAAAAAAUUCAAAUUUGUCUAAAAGUACGUGGAAAAAUCGAAUGGGAGAAAGAUGUGGUAGAUUGCCGUGACUUUAGAUCCUCCACCGAUGGUUUUGUCGAUUUUGUCGUACCACCGCAACAUAAAAAUAUCGUUUUAUUAAGUUUUGUCGCAACAGCUGUUGAUUAUCCAACGACGUAUUACUCACCAGAACAACGUUGGAGAGUUUUUAUGAAUCAACCUUCAACAUCUAUCACUGUAAACCCUUGGUAUUCACCGUCUGAUAGUUAUUUAACAGUAGCUCGAGGAAACCAACCGAUCGUUUGUGGUGAAAAGUAUUCUUUCAAUGUUAUGUACACGACAUCCUCUAAUAUGAACGAAACCAUUUCUUUCCAUUAUUCGAUUAAUUCCAAAGGAAGUAUUCUGAUAUAUGGACACGUAAAGCACAAACCCAAUCGAGAUACAAUAUUAAAUUAUUUCGAGUUUCAUAAUUUAUUGGGCACCAUCGAAUCUUCUGCUAACAAGACGAACAAAGAAGCUAUAGUACACAGAUUCCCGUUAAGUGUUAAAGUUACACCAAGCAUGGCUCCAGUUUCAGAAUUGUUACUUUAUUACGUACGAUCAGAUGGUGAAAUUGUUGCAACCACUUAUACAAUUGAGGUUGGCCAUUGCUUUGAGAAUAAAGUGAAAUCUACAUGGCAUACUGAUGCACAAAUACCAGGAUCACCCACUCAAUAUCACGUUGAAGCAGCUCCUAGAUCUCUUUGUGCAAUUUCUGCUGUAGAUAAAUCGACUCUGUUCUUGAGCAAAUCAGAAUCCAAUCUAAUGAGUUCUACUCAAACAUUUGAUGCAUUGAAAAGAUUCCAUCCAACUCCAAAAUUUUAUUUUCCAUGGGAGAAUUCUCGUUGUAAAUCAGCAAUUGGUCCGGAAGAAAUGAAAGAAGAGAUCAAUCAUCUUCCACAAUUUCUAAGAUCGAAAAGACAAACGAUAACGUACAGCAAAAGAGUUAAUUACGUGGAUGCUGUACAAGCUUUCGUUGACUUUGGAGUAAUAGUAAUGAGCGAUCUCGUGUUGGAAACACGACCAUGCCCAUGGUUGUUCAUGGAAUACACAGCAUUGUCCCGUCAAUAUAUUUCAACGAAUGAAUAUAUGUCAAUGAAGGAUAAUUCCGAAUUCGCAGUUGCUGCUGCAGCGAUGGAUUCAGGGAUAGGAUAUGUUGAUCAAAAUCAGGCUCAAAUGGCUACACUUAGAUCAUAUUUUCCUGAAACAUGGUUAUGGGAAUUAGUACCUAUCGGAGAAGAAGGUAAAAUCACAAUAGAACGUACACUUCCACAUACUAUCACUGAUUGGGUUGGCUAUACAACAUGUAUUUCCCCGACGCACGGACUUGGAAUAGCACCACCAACCACUAUAACAGCGUUCCAGUCAUUUUUCCUUGAUUAUAAUUUACCUUACAGUAUAAAACGCGGCGAAAUUAUGCGUUUUAAAGUAUCUCUUUUCAACUACAUGCAUCAUAGCUUACCUGUAAAAAUCAAACUGGAAGAAAUGGAAAAAAUUGAUUUGCAUUUGUCAGAGCCUACAGCCUCGUUUUGUGUAAAACCACGAGAUAAUAUUGUUCACGAGUAUAUUCUGAAACCACGAGUGAUCGGAGAAGUUAACAUAACGGUCACCGCUUUUGUGGACAUUGAUUAUCCCGAACCAUGCGGAUCAGAGACUGUGAUAUUUACACAGGACGUAAUCGUGAAACCGAUUCUAAUUCUACCUGAAGGUUUUCCUGUGGAAGAAACGAAAUCAGCUUUGAUUUGUCCUAAAGAUUCUAGCGAUGAUUCUUCGUUCAUGUGGGAAUUAACGUUACCUAAGGACGCUGUACCAGAUAGCGGAAGAGCAUAUUUAAAUUUGAUAGGAGACAUUUUAGGUCCAGCACUUGAAAAUUUAGAUAAACUUAUAAAAUUACCGAAAGGUUGUGGUGAACAAAAUAUGAUAUUAUUUGUUCCAAAUAAUCACGUGAUUAAAUAUCUUGAUGCGAUGAGAAUCAAUAAACCUGAUCUUCGAGCGAAAGCUAUUAGAAACAUGGAAAAAGGAUAUCAGAGAGAGCUAAAAUAUAGAUUCAUGGAUGGUUCUUAUUCCGCAUUUGAAGAAGGUGAGAGCUCCAUAUGGUUGACUGCAUUCGUAUUAAAGUCAUUUGCACAAGCUGCAAGUUUAAUUCAUAUCGACAAAUAUGUUCUUGAAUCAUCUGUUUCUUGGAUCACGAUGAAUCAGUUGGAAGAUGGUUGCUUUCCUGUAAUAGGCACGGUUUUCCAUAAAUCGAUGAAGGGCGGCCUCCAAGAACAUGGUUCAUCGUCAGCAUUAACAGCAUAUAUCUUAAUUUCUUUGCUUGAAUCUGGUGUUCCUUUGUCACCAUCUGUUGUUAAUGAUGCCCAAAAAUGUUUAGAAAAGGGAAUGAAUAAUGAUGAUCUAUAUACAACUGUUCUUACCACAUAUGUAUUAGCAUUACUGGAACAUCCAAAAGCUAAUUCCAGCAUGAAAUCUCUAAUGAACCGUGCUACGCGUUAUAAAAAUUUAAUUUGGUGGGAGGAUAAAUCGAAGCCUUCAAUCGGUUUAAGCAUCGAAAUGACUGCAUACGUGAUUCUUACUUUAUUGAAAUUAGGCGAAGAAAAUUUAAGUGAAGCUUUGAAAGCUGUUCGUUGGAUAUCAAAGCAAAGAAACUCUGAAGGUGGAUUUACAUCCACCCAAGAUACAAUUCUUGGAUUAGAAGCCCUUACGAAGUACGCUAUGAUUGUACACCAUAAUAAUAUCACAGAUUUAUCUGUUCUCGUCACUGCGUCCAAAGAAGUGGAUGAUGUUUACAAAUUGCAAGAUGAAAACCGUGUAAUUCUUAAACAAAUUCGUUUACCUAUUCUACCAACUAUAGUAGAAAUUUUUGCUCAAGGUGAAGGAUGUGUUUUAAUACAGAGUAAUCUUAAAUACAACGUUGCAUCCAGUACUGGUUCGGAUGCUUUCGAUCUUUCAGCAGAAGUUCGUUCUGUUGGUUAUGGAAACGAAUGCUCAUUACAAGAAAUUACAAUUUGUUCACGAUAUAAAAUGGCAGAUGAGGAGAGUAACAUGGCUUUACUCGAAGUUGGUAUAAUAAGUGGUUACGUGCCUGAUCGAGCAAGUCUACAUUCGUUAUUGGAUCCAUCUUCAAAAGUUAAAUUAUUCGAAGAAGAUCAAGAUAUUGUAACAAUUUAUUUCAACAAAUUGACUGGCCAAAAAACUUGUAUCUCGUUUAGAAUAAUACAAGAAUACUUUAUCGAUCAUCUCAAACCAGCGAAUAUAAAACUUUAUGAUUAUUAUCAACAAGAGCUUACUGUAUCCACUAAUUACAAAAUCCCUUCAAUUUGUAGCAGUGCGGAGCCAGUUGAUGAACAAUUAACAACGCCAAAUGAAAUGAUUAUUAUGAAGCAAUUAUCAUUUGAUGAAAGUCCUAUGAAUUCCUCUUUUGUUGUCAAUAACGCCGAGCUAGCAAUUCCUGAUGGAAUGGAAGGGCCAAUUCCAGUUUACGUGAAACUGAAUACUUAUGAUUACAAAACAGAAGCAGCUACCACUACUAAUGGAUUGCCUGAUUUAACAUCGACAUUCGUAACAGAAGAUCAAACUGUACCGACAGUACAGACAGAGGAUGAAGAACCUAUAAGGAUAGAUACAGACAAUCCCUCAAUAACGAAUCCUCUUAUGAAAGAAGUCUUAAGAAUAGUAAAAAUAUUAAAAAUUAACGAGACGAAUGUUCCGUCGCCAACAAGAAUAAACCAAUCUUGUCCCAUAUGCAUGGAUGUAUUACCGUCAAAUAUUAGCGAUAUUUAUUGCUCGGCAAAUAGCGCGGUUAAAGUAGCAAUUAGGCGAUUCCGUAAAGUGAGAUUAUUAUUGGAUUUGCAUAUAUCCCGAGAAGUCAAACGUCUUCGUGCCAUGAUAGAGUUCACUUUGAGCCCAAAUUGCUCCUGUUCGCCAUUAGAUAAUCCUGGAAGUUUUGCAUUAAUUAUAAACAAAGAUAAUGAUUUUCUUACAUCUGGGAAUCAAAAGCAAACAUUAAACGAUUCUUUUUAUAUAUAUGGUUUACCGUUAGUAAGUGGUGUGCCGUGCAAAUUGGCGGAAAUACGAGCAUCCUGUCUUAAUGAGGAUAACAUUCAAUGCACGUAUGAAGAUCCCCCUGCAUAUGGUUAAAUUAAAUUCGUAUCUAUUUAAAUUUUUAAAUUGCGUAAAAUCUUUAAAAUAUGUAAAUUUCGAUUUCAAGAACGUAAUAUUUUGUUUACUUUUUAUUAAUUUCGCGCAGGGUAAUAUACGUAUAUAAUUAUUUUUUUUUUUAAUUUUUUUAUAUCUACAAGUAUGAUGUCAAUUGUAUGCUAUAAACAAAUAUAAUAUAAGCUACGUAUAGUCUACGUAAAAAUAAAUAUCAGAUAUAUACCAGGAAA
This is a messenger RNA of Apis mellifera (honey bee), 5773 nucleotides long. RefSeq names its product alpha-2-macroglobulin-like protein 1. Bases 192 to 5525 code for a protein of 1777 amino acids. The record is from RefSeq and is a predicted model, not a curated record. Gene Ontology annotation, cellular component: extracellular region. NCBI's taxonomy places the organism in Eukaryota, Metazoa, Arthropoda, Insecta, Hymenoptera, Apidae. The transcript has 25 exons. Gene Ontology annotation, molecular function: endopeptidase inhibitor activity.